Paramacrobiotus metropolitanus is the source of this 3984-nucleotide messenger RNA. RefSeq lists its product as uncharacterized. NCBI's taxonomy places the organism in Eukaryota, Metazoa, Tardigrada, Eutardigrada, Parachela, Macrobiotidae. The transcript has 17 exons. The record is from RefSeq and is a predicted model, not a curated record. The coding region runs from base 71 to 3766 and encodes 1231 amino acids. Gene Ontology annotation, cellular component: Golgi apparatus.
AAAGCAUAAUUCUUUGACGCGAAAAUGCACCACGCGUUCCAGUUAUGGCCGACAAUUCCAACCAGACGGAAUGGUUCGCUCGGUACGUCAUGGUUGGAGCCGAAUCCAGCGCCGUUUGCGCUCCGGCAGUGUCCUAAAGUACGGCCUCCUAUUAACCGUACUGGUCAUCCUCAUCGGCUUGUCGGCACUGUCAUCCUUUGACCUCCUCCAGAAUGUGGAUACAAUUGCUCAGAAAGUGGUGCCGCGUGUGGAGAGAAACGUUGCUGUCGAAGAAGAUACUGCGGGCAAAGUGUUGAAUGCGCCGGACAUUGAGAAAAAUGUUAAGCCCCGCGAGGGACCGGGUGAAAUGGGGAAAGCGGUGAAUAUUACGGCGGAGAUGCUGGGAAAGGAAGAGCGGGAGAUUUUCGAAGCGGGCUUUGAGCGCAAUUCAUUCAAUCAGUAUGCCAGUGAUAUGAUCUCCGUUAAACGAACGCUGCCGGAUAUGCGAUCGGAAAUAUGUAAGACGAUAAAAUACCGAAAGGAACUGCCCGAUACCAGCGUUAUUGUGUGUUUCCACAACGAAGCUUGGAGUACGCUCAUCCGUAGUGUCCACAGUAUUCUGGAUCGGACACCAUCCCAUCUUUUAAAGGAAAUUAUUCUCGUGGACGAUGCGUCUACUUUGCCCCAUCUAAAAGAAAAACUGGACAAGUACAUUGCCAAGUUUAGUAAAGUUAAACUUCUUCGUGCGAAGACACGGGUGGGCUUAAUCACAGCACGUCUGAUGGGAUUCAAAAUCUCCACCGGCAAAGUGGCGACCUUUCUGGAUUCGCAUAUCGAGUGCACAAAAGGCUGGGUGGAACCACUACUGGACCGGAUCGCAGAAGACCCGAAAAACGUGGUGUGGCCGGUCAUUGAUGUGAUCAGUCUGAAAACUCUGGAGUACACCCACGGCGAUCUGGUGAACAAUCUGAAUGUGGGAGGAUUUGACUGGGGGUUGCAGUUUAAUUGGCAUCGCAUUCCGGAAGCCGACAACAAAACACGCGCUCAUCCUUUCGCCCCUGUGCGGUCGCCCACGAUGGCCGGUGGAUUAUUCGCCAUUGAUCGUGCGUACUUCGAACAUCUGGGUACCUAUGAUCCCGAUUUCGAUAUAUGGGGUGGAGAAAAUCUGGAACUUAGCUUCAAGACUUGGAUGUGUGGUGGACAAUUGGAAAUGAUCCCGUGUUCACGUGUCGGUCACAUUUUCCGUGAAAAAUCUCCCUAUAAAUGGCGCGAAGGAAAAGAUGCAUUGAAAAAGAAUUUAGUGCGCCUUGCUGAAGUUUGGAUGGAUGACUAUAAAAAGUACUACUACACCCGCAUUUCAGACGACCUGGGUGAUUUCGGUGAUGUUAGCGAAAGAAUUGCACUACGCAAGCGAUUGAAUUGCUCCUCGUUUGACUGGUAUAUCAAAAAUAUUUUUCCCGGACUGUUUAUUCCGGACAAAGUACCGGCAUGGGGCGAGGUGAGAAACGAAGCGGAUGCUGGCAAAUACUGCAUGGAUGCCAUGGAAGAUCAUGAAAAUCAAAAAUCAACCAAUUUAACCAUCGAUGUUUGGCCAUGUCACGGACAAGGUGGAAACCAAUAUUUCAGCUAUUCUAACGACAGCGAAAUUCGCCGCGAUGACAAUUGCCUUGAUUUUUCUGGAAACCGGGUCAAAUUAUACCCGUGCCAUGGAUCGCGCGGAAAUCAGCACUGGGUGCACGAUCGUAACACAGGAGCAAUUUUCAAUCCUCCGUCCAAUACUUGCUUGGAAUUGGAUAUAGAACCGCUAAGUAUCAGAACCGCUCCGUGCGAUCCAUCUUUACCGGAACAGAGAUGGAUAUUCGCUAAUUACUUGAACGACACAUUAAGUUCUAACAGCACUGGUGCUGAACCAUUGAUUUACGCCGGCCCACCACCAAUCAACAAUAUUAUAUACACGAUGGGACAUUUCUACCAAAAAAUCACCCGCAAUCUGCGCCGUGUUCGUCUAAGAAUAUCACCGGGAUUGGCGGUAAAAUACGGCGUUGUGGUGUGUUUAUUUGUCCUGUGUUUUUAUGCCUUAUUGUGGAAAAAUACCCCGUAUGUAUCCACACCGCUACCCGUGGAGAAAUCCCCGCUGGACGCACCGGAGAGUGCGGAACGGAAAGUACUGCAAGCCCCUGUCCAUGUGGAUGUGGACAAACUGCCCGAGCGACAUGUUGGACCGGGCGAGAUGGGUGAACCGGUGGUCAUUAAGCGGGAGCAGUUGGGAGCGGAAGAGCAGCUACUGUAUGAUCAGGGAUUUAAAAAGAAUUCCUUUAAUCAGUAUGCGUCGGACAUGAUCUCGGUCAAACGAUCGCUGCCGGAUAUGCGACCUCAGACAUGUAAGGAUGCCAAAUAUUUGACGAACUUGCCGACAACCAGUGUGAUAGUUUGCUUUCAUAAUGAAGCAUGGAGUACACUAUUGCGGACUGUCCACAGUAUCCUUGAUCGAUCCCCCGCACAUUUACUCAAAGAAAUCAUUUUGAUCGAUGAUGCAUCGGACUUAGCACACUUAAAAGAGCAAUUGGACAAUUAUUUUGCAAAGUAUCCUAAAGUAAAAAUCAUCCGAUCUCCGGAGCGAGUGGGAUUGAUUAAGGCACGUUUGUUGGGAUACAAACAGGCUACCGGAAGCGCUCUGACGUUCCUGGAUUCCCAUAUCGAAUGCACUGAAGGUUGGUUGGAGCCGCUGCUGGACCGCAUCGCACGUGACGCCACCAAUGUCGUUUGGCCGGUAAUCGAUAUAAUCAGUGAUAAGACGUUUUCCUACAAAAAUGAUCCCGAUGCCGGGACACAAGUUGGCGGCUUUGACUGGGGAUUACAGUUCAGCUGGCACACAAUUCCUCAGCGCAUCGAGAAAACCCGUAAGCACACUACGGACCCGGUUCCAUCGCCGACCAUGGCGGGUGGAUUAUUCUCCAUUGAUCGGGAUUUCUUCGAGAAGCUUGGCACCUAUGAUCCGGAUUUUGACAUAUGGGGUGGCGAAAAUCUGGAAAUCAGUUUUAAAACAUGGAUGUGCGGCGGCAAGGUGGAGAUGAUUCCGUGUUCUCGUGUCGGGCAUGUGUUCCGGGAUAAGUCGCCGUAUAAGUGGCGUACCGGCAAAGAUGUCCUCAAGAAAAAUCUUGUCCGCUUAGCAGAAGCCUGGAUGGAUGACUACAAGCAGUAUUAUUACGAAAGGAUCAACAAUGAAUUAGGAGAUUUCGGAGAUGUUUCGGAACGGCUGGCCAUACGGGAACGUCUGAAAUGUAAAAGCUUUGAAUGGUACUUGGAAAAUGUUUAUCCUGAGCAGUUUAUUCCGGGAAAGGCCAUUGCUUCCGGCGAGAUCAGAAAUGCGGCUCUUUCUGGUGCAUAUUGCGCUGAUGCCGACACGGAAGCUGCCGAAGCAAAUCAUAGCAUAUCAGUGGCUGUAUAUCCUUGCCACGGUCAGGGCGGGAAUCAGUACUGGACAUACUCCAACGCUAGCGAAAUCCGCCGCGACGACAAUUGCAUGGACUGGGCCCGAAAAAGAAUCAGGAUUUUACCUUGCCAUGGCUUAAAAGGAAAUCAGGAAUGGGUACAUGAUCGAAAAACUGGACUAAUACGUAAUCCGAACUCGGAUACCUGUAUGGAAAUCGUGCCGGAUUCGAUGACCAUUACUUUAACCGAAUGCGAUGAAAACAUCAAAGCACAGCGAUGGAAGUUCAAGAAAUACCUCGAAGAUGCUUCUCCCAAACCCAAAAAGAAGUCAAAACUCAAGAAGUCAAAUUUGUAACCUUCCGCAACCUGUACUAACCAUUUGAAAUGGUUGUCUUUCUCUUCCGGACUAAUGCGAACGCUUCCUUUAAAUGAUCAACGAAAUACUGUUUUUUAUCUUUGUUAAUUGUUGCUACUCUGUGAUAAAGAAAUCCGAGAAAUAACCUGAAUAUUUAUAUACUCGCAGGCGUAAUUUUCAUAUCGACAAUAAAAAAACGUUUUCCCAAAUAACAAAAA